Amoebophrya sp. A120 is the source of this 13908-nucleotide messenger RNA. Lineage: Eukaryota; Dinophyceae; Syndiniales; Amoebophryaceae. The record is from the annotation of a GenBank genome assembly.
UGAUGAACACCGCACGGGCAGCGGGGACGGUUGUCGGGGUAGGGCGCGCAGUUGUAUGAGAAAGCGACUGUCUGCUUCUUCCCGAGGGCGGCCCUGUUUAGGACAUGCCAGAUCAUCGGCAGGCAGGUCGUCAUUUUUUUCUUUAUCCUCAAGGUCGGGUGCACCACACACGGCAAGUACAACCACCAGUACAACAGACGAAGUAGAUGCUAGAACACCCGGAUGUAGUGCGGCCACCAGCAGAUCCCGGAACCGGCGGCAGGCGUCGCGGAGCACAUCGGCGUCGCGGCGGGUCGCGAGAUGCUGCUUGUUUUUAGCGGACAAGUGCGGGCGGCGGGAGAAAACGAAGAUCAUUUCGUCCGUUGUCGGGGCGGCAUUUGCGGAGCCGGCUCACGUUUCGACGAACGCCGGAGAUAAAAAAACGAACGCGGAUAGCAUUCAAAACGGUGAUGUAGUUCCCGUGCCUCUGGGCCGCGAUCAAGACGAAGAUGAACCUGGGGAGAUGAACAAUGAGAAUUUAUUCGCAGCUCCUCCUGCCGCAGGUCCUGCUGCCAACCCGCGAUUGCGCGGCGCCGCGAAGCAUGUUGGUAGAACUGCGCCACCAGCAGCAGCAUCUGCAUCGUCAUCCUCAACCGCAGAAGUCGUAGAGGACGAGGAAUGGGAAGGAACGGAUUUUUCAUCGAGUAGUUCUUCGUCUUCGUUUAGCGAACGCGAUGAAACUAGAGGAACUGGAGGACCACGACCUCCGCCGGAGAGUAGUGCAACAAGUAGUGCUCCUGCAAGUACUCGUGAGAAAAUAUUAAGUGGUGCACGAGAGAGAUCUUCCUCUCAAAAGAUCGGCGGCAGCGAAACCUUCGGCGGGUCCAGCUCCAGUGCACGGCCAAGUUUUCUCGAACAAGACGAAAUCGACAACGACUACGGGGUAUCAAAUGUAAAAAUGUCUGGGUCUGGAAGAGUUAUGCUGUUUUUGCAUGACACACAAGGGCUGGCAUGGAAGCUCUAUCAUCACAGGUUUCGAAAAGCUUCCGCAAUGCCGAAUCCGCAUGACAAGCACCCCAUUUUGGUGACAGAAAGUAGGCAGCUUUUGCUACCUAUGCAUGAGAGAUUUUUCUGUGUUCUACAAUGCGCAUCACAAGUUUGGACUCUUCCAGACCCAGACAUUUUUACAGUUGAUACGGGGACCUGGAGCAGCAGAUUAACCUGGCCGCCGAACAGAUUCGGUUCGAGCAGGAUCAGGGGCGGGCAGGAGGACAGGAGGAGACGGGCUUUGAAUUUAUUGCGAGGAAAGAAGUAGAAGUAGAGCAAAACCGAAUUAGGGGAGAAAAAUCCGGUAGUAGCAUCAAAAUCUUGACCCGUCCAGAACACGCGAAAAAAAAAAGGUUGUUUUUUGAGGGUCUCGCCUUAUUUGUCAGACCUCUUGCGGGCCCCGCAGCGCCUGCAAAUUUACCUUGCGGCUGUUGCGUUUCACAUAAAUAGGAACUUCAGCCGGAAGCCAUCGGGCAGGAGCAAGCGGCGCCGCCGGGUGCUCGCCCCCCCGUGUUUUCCAGGUGCCGAAGGCGGUCCGGCAAUCGGCCCGGUCCCAGGACCGACGCAGCCCGGCGGGCGCAUCAAGUCCAGUCCUGUUGUGGCCCGAUUGGUCUGACAGGAAGAAUCAGACCUACGAGGCCGCACGUGCCAACAACAAGAGCCCCAGAAGCCAUCCCCAAAAACGACCCCCAAAAGCGACCCCCUUCUCCCCUAUAGAAUCGGGCGAUUUUAAGUACCCCCAAAACCGACCCCCCUAGCAACCCCCUUCGGGGCCGGGCAGGACGAAAACUGCGGGCGCUUUCUUGUUCUUUCGAACACUCUCGCCUCGAUAACCCGCAAGCGCCAUCGGCAGUGGCGAGGAGCAGAAAUCCUGAAGCCUUGCUAAGGGCUGCGCGCUCACAGCCGGGGCUCCCUCGCCUUGCACGGCCGGCACAUGUGGAGCAAGACAACAAGAAGACCCGACAGCCGAAGCAGCCACAAACCACGGCUGCUCAGGCGGGCCCGGGCGAUUCGGAGUGGCUGCGCGAAGCCUCCGACUGCCUAAAAAAAGAAAAAGUUUAAAGCUCCAAAAAACAACCUUUUUUGUUCGCGUGUUCUGGACGGGUCAAGAUUUUGAUGCUACUACCGGAUUUUUCUCCCCUAACCGAAGAAAUAACCUGCGCGGGGGCGGGAAGGUGACCACUCCGUCAACCGCAUCAUAUGAUGAACAAGACACUACUGCGGUUGAUGGAAUGAAGAGCGUCCACCAGAGCAUGCUGCAAAAAAGGGAACGCGAGUUGCACAACAGAAGAAAUCUUGAAGAUCACCUGCAGGACGAGCAGGAGCAUCAUCAAAGUAGAGAUUUUGAUCUUCUCUCCUUUGCAGUACCCGCCGACUUUGCGCUGGCACAGCUGCCGGAGCGGCCUUUGGACGAAUUGAUGCCAGACGACACGGAAGACCUGUUUCGGGCCAUAGACGAGCGGAAAGAAACGUUCUUUUCGGGGAAAAGACCAGAAAACGUGGACGAGGAAGACGGCAAUGUCGUGGCAGAAGCCGGACCCGGGGAUCAUGAAGCUUUGCUUUCGUCGGACGAAGGACCAACAAGGUCUUUUGUGCAGCAGAAACAAGAGGAGAUUGACGGAGGUGGGAACCUCUUGUCGGGGUGGGAGCAGGAGCAAAAACGUAGUCACAGUGACGAGGCUCAAGAAGUCGAGGACCCCGGCGAGGAGCAGGACGCGUCCGGUGGAGGUACUACAGCAGGUGCGAGUUCGUUUUUCGCGCAAAAAAACCCUGUGACCGCUUUCCGAGACCGGAGGGACAGGAGGCAAGACGCCGCAAAGUCCUCUAUUUUCGGGGAAGAUGACGGGGAUUACACUGUGGAGGACGAAGAUGACGAUGAGGUUGACGGGCAACAAAUAGACUACGAUCAAGAUGCGAGGCAGCGGGCCGUAUGAAAUGCAAAUAUAUCUGGGGCUGGAACUGGAUGAGUGCAACAAGGUUGGUCAUGCUAGUUCGGGGGCAUGACUCUAAACUCUGUAUUGCGUGAGCGCGAAGAGCUUCUCUUGUCUGUCAUGUAGAAACGCAGUUUCAUCUCAUGCGGAGGACGCAACUCAGAACCACGGGAAAAUUUGUCAUGCUGGGCAGUGCAUUGCAGUGCACUUACUAUUCCCUUUCCUGCAUCACAAGUUUGCAGACCCAGACAUAUUUGCGAUGCACAUGCCGACUCCCUGGUGGAGUUUGGUCGGUAUCUGCGACGACUGGAAGAGGACCGAGAGUUGCAACAGGACGCGGAAUUGGAGGCGCUAGACGAGGACGACGAGGAAGAAAGGGCGGUAACGAUGAACAAGAACGACGCAGUACUAGAAGAGGGCAGCUCAACUACAUCUUCAAGCAGUAUGUUCUUGCAACAAGAUGAAGUAGUUUCUCCGCUGGAGGAAGUCGAGAAUCCCUUUCUCGAGGAACUGGAGGAGGGGGAGGAGGGGGAAGAUGACGAUAGUGCUGCUACCUCCUCGUCAGUACUCGAACACGGACGAGCUGCGGGAACGACGAAGAAAGAAGCUUCGGCAGCGACAACGAAGAGGAAACAAGCGGGGGACACCAGCACCACGAGCAGCGGCACAGCGGACCCCGCCAAGGAAGCGCAACAGAAAGUGAGCAAAUUGGCCUCUCUGGUGCAGCCGGGCGGGUCCGGGGCCGUGUCCACACUGAUCACGAUCGGGCAGAAGAUCGGCGAAAAGCAGGGCCCGAACCCGGAGAACUUCCAGAUCCCGCGGGAACUGCAGAAAAUCUACGACGAUAUCAAAAGGAAAAAUCCCCCCCUCCCAUAUCAAAACGGAAAUCUGUGAUGCAGAUUUGUUGUCACAAAUCAGCUUUGUCAUGCUACACGGGAAAAGAUGCGGACUGUAGUGCUGGGUGGCGUGGGGGAGCCUUGCAUCUUCAGCAUGAUAGGAGGCAGCUGAGAGUGGGAAACAGCAUGACAAAUUGCCUGCAAAAGGGACCACGACUGCGGCUCUUGGCCUUCUAGCAUGACAAGUCCAUUUGGUACCUCAAAUCCUGCAUCACAGAUUUCCAUUUCGAUAUGGGGAGGGGGGAUUUUUCCGUUUGAUAGACGAGAAGAUAAAACCCCUGGCGAUGAAGGUGCUCCGACCUGACCUGGCGGAGAACUACGGGCUGGGCGCCAUCAUUGCCCAGCACGCGAAUCGCUGGCUUUCCGACGCGCACAUUCCCCCGACAAUCGGAACGGAGGGCGUGGCGGUGCAGAUCGUGUUUCCACCAGCCGGCAUUGACGGGCGGCACCUGCACCCCGUGCUGCCGAACGACCUGAACAUUGGCAACAAGCUGACGAUGGAGCAGAAGGAGCAGCUCGCGGCGAUUCUGCAGGGGCAGGUGGGCCGCAUCCUGCAAGCGCCGGCGGUGGUGACGGCGCCACCGUACCGGCAGAACAAUAAUAGCGGCAAGUCGUACUCCAAGAGCUUUUUGCAGCACCAACGGCAAACCAGCGGGAUCGUCCUCCUCCCCUACGCCGUGGAGAUCGGGGGUUACACCUUCACCCAGUUUGAGAUUCCGGUGCGGUUCCUGUUUAUCGUGAGAAAAAAGUGUUUCCCUGUAAAGUUGUAAUGCAGAAAAUGUAUCUCACAAGUAAUUGUCUUGCUACACAUGAUGCAAGACAGUGGCUUUUUACCUGCGUUUUCCCUUAGGAACCUGGCAUGGCAAGUUUUCGUUGUCAUGUAGAACAGACUUGUGAUGCAAAACCUGCAAAAUCCUUACAGUGAAACACUUUUUUCUCAGGAUACUGCUCCCCGUGCCCAAGGUGAAGCAGCUGGUCACUCUGUUGACCGCCGUGGAGGGAACGGAGAAAAAUACGGUGACCAACCUAUUACAGUGAAAAAUGCCCCCCACCCCUUAAAUUGUAAAAAUUUGUGAUGCGAAGUUUCCAAAUGAAGACUUUUUGUCAUGCAUGAAAGGAGUAUGAAUCUUUCUGAUGCAGGGUCUAGGCGUGUAUCGCAUCGCUUGCAUGACAAGCGCCGCUCUUGCUGGGGUCUUUUGCAAUACAAUAAAUUCUUGCUGUUCACGAUUGGAAACCUGUGAUGCUGAUAGAUGCAAGAGGGUGAGUGUUUCAUUUGGAAAGGUUUGCAAUACAAAUUCUCCCAAGUUCGGGGGUGGGGGCAUUUUUCAUUGUAAUACAACCAGGAAGGAAAACGGGUGGUCUUUCAUCCGGGAACCAUUUUCGCGGUGCGUGCGGUGCGCGCGACGAAGAAAAAAGCAGUGUCGACGGGUAGUAGUGCAGCUGGGGGUGGAGGGGGGCUCAGUAGCCUGUUUGGGAUGGGCAACAAGCCCACGCGGGUGGUGACGGCGGCACACCAUCUCGAGCAGGGACAGCAGGCGGGAUCCGAAAAUCCAUCAACCUACGUAUCCUGAUUAAAAACGUCCCCACACCAGAGUCAAGAUGGGGAUUUUGCAACACAAUAAACCUAGGAGCGAGUUUUGGGAGUCACGCAUGACAAGUUUCAGUCCGUAAGGUAGUGCAAGUUAGCAAGGAAAGCCGCAUCACAAAUCGAUCUGCUGAUCCUGUUUACAGCAUUACAAGUUCCCAAACACGAUUGGAACUGCCUGUCAUGGGGUUGCGCAUCACAAAUGUUCCUGUCAUGGCAAAUCUGCAUGACAACACUGGUGUGGGGACGUUUUUACUCAGGAUACUACGCCGACCACAGUAUCGAGUUGGUGCCCCUCACGGAGAUGACCGAGGUGGUGGAAAGCCUGGGACCGCAGUCUGCCAAAGAUGCGCGGAAGGAUCCGACGCGGAAGGUUGCGAACGACUUUAGUCCCACUUGGUCAUCCACCGUGAGAACCAAGAAUGUAUUGCAGGUGCUAUCGUGAGGAAAAACGUCCUCAUUCCAGACUUGUUGGCAUGCAAAUCUGCAAGCCCCCACCCCCUCCUUAAAAGUUGCUCAUGGGUACUAGUUCUCCCAUAGCGAGUGUUUUCCAAAUGCUGUCUGCGACCUUGUCAUGCUAGAAAUAGAAUCAGCCUGAGACGGCCUCUUUAUCAUGCAGCUGCGCUAGCUAAGCACGACUCUACUGCAGGCCCAAACUUGUCGUGCACACGAGAAAAUGAAACUUAAUUGGUUUGUGUAGCAAAGUUCCCAGCUGCAGCAUCAUGCAUCUCGCUGGAAUGGGGGCGUUUUUCGUCAGGAUAGGCGAGCACGAAGUUGCUCGCGAGCCAGAUACGGGUUUUGCAGGAUGCCGAGCGAGGAGGGCCAAGGGUGUUUGUUCGCAAGCAGACCGGCGACACGGCUCGGGGCUCCCUUCUGCCGAAAUUGUACCAGCUGCGUUGGAGCCCGGCGACGAUCAAUGCCAUGGUUGACAAAAUUCCGGCGGACACUGCUAUAACGUGCUCAUUUGUGACAAUUUCAAACGUAACUACAUGUAGAGAAAUAGAAAUCUGUGAUGCGAAAAAUGGCAUUAUCCAGCGUACACUCGCAGGAUUGCGCAUGGCAAGCUCCGGAACUCCAAGCCCCAUGAGCAGAAUCUGGCGAAAUCUGUAUUGCAGAUGCGAAAGGCGAAGGCCAAAGCGCAAGGCUCUACAUGCUCUCUAUGCGAGACAAAAUAUAGACUCUAUUGUAACGUUUCUUUGAGAUGAUCGAGAUCGUAACAACUGAGCAGGUCAUAACCGCACAAGCGAGCCGCGUGCCGAAAUUUGAACUGGUGGAGGACACCCAGUUUCUCCGAGAUUUGGCACGGGCAAAGAUCGCUAUUGGCGAUUUUCUGGAAAACUGGUUCACGGAAAAGCUGGAGACGGACAAGCCAGAAGAAAAAGCGAAAACCGGAAAAAAAAUCAAGAAGCUCAUCGAUGAGUUGUUCGUAUCAAGUGUAAAAAUGUCGGGGUCUGGAAGAGUGCGCGAUUUGUCAUGCAGCGUUUCCAUGACCCAUGAGGUCUGGAAUGCAGGACCUAGCAUGACAGAUUCUGUGCGAUCUCUCUCAUGCCUAUCCUGCAUGAGAAGCUCCCUCCCGCCUUCGUCAAAACUGGACGACUUUUUGUAAUCAUGCAACACAGAUUUUUGCAUGCUUCAGAUUUAGCAUGACAAGUUACAUUCUUCCAGACCCAGACAUUUUUACAUUUGAUAGUUCGCGGCUUUUGUGCAGUUCGCCCUAAUGGGCAUGGAUCCCAAUUCCGGAACCACCUCCGCGGGAGCGCAGGUGCCAGCGCCCGAUGGCGUCCGAGUGGCGCUGUUCCCCAUCCAGGACACCUUUGCCCUGCUGCCCACACAGAAGAAGAGUGCGGGCAUGAUGUCGAUGAGCACUAAGGCCAAGGCUGCCUCGCUGAUGGCGGACUUUAUCCGAGGGGAGGAGAUAAAUAAAACGGGUUUCUUCACUUCUGAAGAUGUUUAAACGUGAUUGUGUAUUGUCAUCCGCGUGACCAAAUGUGGCUUUUACGUCAAUCCUGACACAGGUUAGUGACAAUAUCCGCUAACUAUGUGUAAUGCAGCGUGCUCCUUCCACCUAUGGGAAACAUGAAAGAUCACGGGUGGGAAUGGCCCUUUUCAUGUCUUGCAUUUGUUAUAUUGCAAAAAUCCUUGUUGCUUUCGCAGCCGCCUGUUGUUUUUUGGGCGAAGAAGUUCUGGUGCGUACUUAAGUGUAGAUCCAAGUGGUGCAAUCUCCUCUACCUUGGAUAGACUUUAUGGGAGAUCUGAUCGCGGAGCGGGAUAAGCAGGAAGAGGUAGAUGUGGCAGACCUGGAAGUAUCGCCGAGAAAAACGACACAGGCAGGUCAUAUGAUUUGUACAGAAAAAAAAUCUGUAAAAAUGGGCGAGCCCAUAGCAUGCUGUUUAGGAUACGCAAUGCAGGCUUUUGUGCAUAUGAUGUAUUUUGGCAUUUACACAUAUGUCCGGCCUGUCUUUUUCUCUUGGAUAGGAGAAGUUGCAGAAAGAUGUAUCCUAUGCGAAAACGUCCCCAGCAGCACCCCACAGUCAAGAUGGGAUGAAACCUGCUACACUACAAAUCCAGAAGCUUUGUGCGCCCCGCAUGACAGAUUUGGACAUGAAGUGUAGUUGUUUGUUGCGGUAGUUGUAUAAGAGCCGCAUGAAGAUCUCGACAUCAAGUUAACCCCCUCGCCCUGAGUAGAACAUGACAAAUUAUUCCAAAACAUCACGACUCCAAAACGCUUCUCGAAGGCGGGCUGCUGCGCAUCAGACACGCACGUGGUAGGCAUGCUCUUUUGCAGCUGCAUCGACAAAACUGCGGUGAUGUCGUGGGCUUCGUUUUUUCACAGGAUAACACGGCGUGAAAACGCAGAAACCUCCGAAAAAGACGCAGGUCGCUGCGGCUGCGAAAAUGUACCAGCUCGCCAUGGACAUGAUCGAUACGAAAGCCGCAGUCUCGUCGGUGGACGUGCUAACGCCGCUGGUGCUGCGGUUGUUUGCCAGGUUCAACACCGCCGGGCGGCAGGCCGGAACAGACCCACCAGAUGCGGGCAACAAGAACCCAGUUCAGUUCGGAACAGGCCGCCACUUCCAGCCGGACCGCGCGCUCAAAGAGCUGCGCGAACUGCUCACGGCAACGCUUGCCGGGACGCAGCUGGGUUUAUUCAAGCUGAACGAAAAUAUGGGAUCGUUUCAACGAUUAAAAUUAAAAAAAUUAAUUUUUAUUUAUUCAAGAGGUCAUACAAAAUGAAAAUCAUCAGAGUGCGACGUGGAAACUGCCGUCGUCGCGGGCCUCCGAGGUGAACGUCUCCGGAUUGUGUUUUGUUUAUGGUAAUGAAAUAGCUAGACACGUCCCAACUUCAGCUAGUUAAAAUGGUAUGUAGUUGAACAAGGUUUAAGAAUGCAAAGGAAGCAGGAAGCUUGGCUCCGUCUUUGCGGCCCACAAGCUGGGCGUCUGCGUGGUCCCUCGCUCUCCGGCUCGUCUGGGGCCCCGUCACGUAGCAGCGACGCUAUGCUGGUUUCGACCGGUGGAGUUUAUGGGGCAAUGUGAUGGCUUUCGAAUACAUCCCAAGAGGAAGCUGGUGCGGCAAAGCCUGAAAAUGUGUGGCGUUGUAGUAUUGAGAUCUCGCACCUCAACGGACGGAGCAACUUUCGUGGUUUUGGUCAUCAGUUUCAGAGUGGGAGUUCCUGAGUUCCUUUUAGAGCUGGAGGAUCGCGAUUAAUUAGACGCCCAGAGACGUCCAAGAAGACGUCUAUUUUCCGCGAUAUGGAAAUGGAUUGACUAAGUGGGAAUAGCCAAAGUUAAUGACGUCCCUGGGGACGUCUCUGGGAGACGUCCCGCAAGCUCAUUUUUGGCAUCAAAAUGAGGCGCGUCAAAAGUUGACGCUUUUCCUUACGAAAAAGCUACUCUUUAGGAUGCUUUUGCCCAACAUAUCCGCAGCGUCGCCUCCUCCACCGUUCUGCUCGCGAUACUCCUGCAGGGCCUCACUGGGCUCCGUGUCGGUUGGCGUCGCCUUCUCCGGGCCCAAGAUAUCGGCCAGCAGCUCUUCUCUGCGCGCGUGGAUCCCCCCCAUGUAUUUCCGGCGUCCGGAGGGGGCGCGGAGGAGGGCCCGGAUCGCCCUGGCGACGUUCUCCAUACCAAGGCGCUUGGUAUUAGAACUGCUACUGCCGCGAUGACAGACUCCAGCUUCCAUAUCAUUUCAACUAGCUUAAGUUGGGACGUGUCUAGUUAUUUCAUUACCAUGAACAAAACACAAGCCGGAGAUGUUCACCUGGGAGGCCCGCGACGGCGGCAGUUCCCGCAUCACCUUCUGAUGAUUUUCAUUUUAUAUAACCCCUUGAAUUGCAAAAAAAUAAUUUUUUUUAUUUUAAUCGUUGAAACGAUCCCAUAGAAAAAUACAACACGGACGAGGAGGCAACUCCGGUAUCUCUUGCCCAGCUGCUCAAGGAACUGCCGGACUUUACCGCCUUUCUGCCGGGGGCCGUAAUGAGAAAACGCGAAAAUUCGCUGACGGACGCAGUGCAGCGAAGUAAAAUGUUCAAAGAGUGGGGGGUUGGGAAGCGGUCAGAGACCCUGGCGACUUCGACUCCGGAAGCCAUGGCUUUUUCGGCGGAGAAAAUGUUUUCCUCGAAGAUCAAGGUGACGGCGGCACCGCAGCCACCCUCUUCGUUUUUGGAAAAAGUAGGGAGUGCCGCUGCGUUCUUGGAGUUUGGAUCUGGGUCUGGGCGAGGGCCGGAGUAUUUCCCUAGUACGGGGUCGGAGAAGUUCAAGACCCUCCGGAGGAUACGACGCCCCGCGUCCUCUUUCGUGGUACAAGCACCCCGCGUUUGUUUCAUCGUUCGUGAUACUUACUAUCAUGUCGAGAAUAGUUUCGAAGUUAUCAUCAUGCUUAGCGGGGGCCAUUUUUAUAGUACAUUCGCGCUAUAAUUCCUAGCCCUAGUUCUGUCUUCAUCAGCCAAAAAACGCUGCGCUCUACUUUCUGGGACGCAUGUAGUACUUCAGCGUGAAAGAGUUAACAUGGCUACGACCGCGUUCGCGGAUGCGGACCAGAAGAAGGUUGAAAUUUGUUAAAACGUUAUCAUACAGCACCUGCGCGACAGAUACGGCAAGCCACAACCUUCAGAAGGGAAGAAAAGUAUUACGCCAGGGAAAAAGUCUAGCUUUGUCAGCACAGGUAGGUCGGUCCUCUUGCGUACUUACUAGCUAAAGCAGUUACAACAUGCUAUGUAUGGGGAUCAUCCCCUUGAAGAGCAAGAGAGAUCAUCUACUCAUCCGUUUAUUCGUUGCAUGCAUGAUACACUGGCUUUUUUUCUGUGUGAUAUUGGGGAAAAAUCCAGAGAGAAGAUCGAAAAUUAUCAAGAAGAAAACCGCGGCCCCCAUCUCUACCCACUGCAAAUAUGUCUGGGUCUGGAAGAUGGCAAUUUGUGACAGCACGUCCUGUAGAUUACACAAAAUUUGUCUGGCGCGGGUAGCACAAGCUGCCCACUUUUGGCUACACUAUACCGGUAUUUCUCAUCAUGCGGCAUAUAUGAAUUGGAAAGCUUUUACACCGCCUGUGAUGCUAAGCCCAGCAUUUCAGAUUCAGUCCUUGCGGGGCAUCCAAAAUCUGCAUGACAAACACCUGCAGUCUUCCAGACUCAGACACAUUUGCAUUUGAUAUACCUCCUACGCAGAACAAAUUUGUCUACUAGGAUGGUGUGUGUACACAAGAAAGUAAUAUGAUUGAUGUGUCAAUGUCAUGAUGGCAGAAGCUGAAAGGAAACCAUGCAGAGCGCAGUAGCCGUCGUGGGUAGCUGCACUGCAGCAAACUUUUUUAUGUUGAAACUGCGCAUGAUGACUAGUUUUAAUAAAUUGCGUACUACGGACGUACUGUCCAUUGAAAGUGUGUCUGUGUCUGGGCCUGGAAAUAUGAUGCACUGAUACUAUGAUUGCUGAGCUCUUCAUGAAAAAGCGGUCCGGCUCCGGUUCUGUACGACACCUGCGCAACAUGACAAUUUUUUCGAAGUAUUUUGCGACGGCAUGAGUGAGUCUGGUUGCGCAUUACAUAACAUAGCAAAUUCGUGAAGCCUCUUAAUGCAUCACAGAUCUUGCUGUGCUGCACGUCCUACGACAUCACAUCAAAUAAAUCGAGACCCAGAUGACAUAGACUGCAAUGAAGAAAGGUUGAAUUAUUUGGGGAGAUGGGGGACCGAUCUUUCCCGGCCAAAACUGGGGGACGCGAGAAGAGACCGGAUAAGCGGAGGAGCAGCGGGAAAAGGAAACGGCGACCCAAACCGAAGUACAGGGGAUAUUUAUGAAAAGAAAAAAGUUUGUGUUUGUCACACUUGUUUUUUGCCGGACACGAGAGGACCUCUUUCUGCUAAAGCAGCUUUCUCUUGUAUUGCAGAAGCACGACUAGUACAACCACAAGUCGGAAGCAGAUUACGCAUAGCUGCAAUGUGAACAUGCAUUCUUAAGUACGCAUGUCCGACGUUUUGCAAAAAUACCAAUGCGUGAUUGUGACGAACUUUUUUGAUGUUGGAUAAUGGACGCUAGUGGCAUGGGCGAAUUGGAUUCGCGAAAACGGACUGGAGGGCGUGCCAGAGGGCCUCUGGAACUGGGUCGAGACAAUGAAGGAGAAAGGGAAAGUGAAACGUGAAGAAGUGAAGUACUUUGACAGGUACGUGCAGCGUAUGGAAGCGUCAGGAUUGAAAUCGUCACAGUUGAAAUAGUUUGUCAUGCGUAAAAUUCAGCCCGCAGAGUGCCUGUCUUGCAGAGGAGGCAAGUGAGGCAGACUGUAAGCCUGUUGAGGGGUAGAAACUGAGCUGCUAAAGUAGCAUGACAAAAGGCGUAUGCCUUACCCAAACAGCAUGACAAACUGGAUCUCGGUUCUACCCAAAUUUGUCAUGCGCCACUUAGAAACUGGGUCACAACUUUCAUCCAUUUUCUGCAUUACAAGUUAUAUCAACUUUGGCGGUCUCAAUUUUGACACUCCCAUGCAGCGCGCCGAGGAUUGGGCGGAUUGGGGGGAGGAUUAUUCGGCGGCUGAAGGAGCUGCGGUGCCGCCCGGACAACGACCGCCGAUGGAGAAUCGCGUAGGCCCAGUUACCCCGGCGCGACGCGAUCUGCCGGUGCAAAAAAACAACGAAGGAAAUGGGGAGUGCUGCAAAUGCGCGUGGCUGGAUGAAUGCUGCGCAAAGUGUAACUGCUGCGGCAAGCGGAACUGCUGCAACGAGGGGAACUGCUGCAAAGAUUAUCCUCUUUAUGGCGUCUUUGUCCGUCCCGGCAUACUUGUCAUGAAAAUCAAAACUCGACAUAAUUUGCAGGAGCUGAAUGUGCUUUGUCCUUGUGUUGAAGCUGGUCCAGAGACGAGGCUUAGGCAAUGAUGUGUGGAAAUUCAUCGCCCCGGCAGAACCAAAACCCUAGGGCAGCGAGAGGCAGAGGCCGGCUCUGUGAUGAAGAUGCAGCCUCACAAAGGUAAUUGCGGCUUUUUCCCGGCAAAAGCAAAGCCAAACUUACGUCUACCGCAGACGUAGUGUGCACUUCUAAAAACGCCAGCUGGGGUUCUCUCUAGUCUGAGCCAUAUAAUGACAUGGACGGCUUUUCAAGAGGAUCGGUAUGACGGGUGCUGUACGGAAUGCAUGGGAGACUCGAAAAAUAAUGCAGCAGCAGUAGGUGGUGCAGUUGCUGCAGGGGGUGCAGGUGCGGUAGCAGCAGGUGGGAAGUGCGGCAGGUGGUGCAGAUGCUUCUUUGGCGAUAUUUGCUUCAUGCUUUGCUGUCUAUGCUGCAGAACAGGGUACUACUCCACCGCAUGUGGUAUUCGAAAUUACUUGUCAGGCGUUGAUUGAUCUCGUGUUGCCAGCAGAAGAUUGUUUUUCUCCUUCGGAGCAGUCGCAUGAUUGCUGUGGUCUUCCCGACUUUAAGUCUCACAAACCACCUCACUGUCUGGCUCAGCAACAGAGCAACUACAGACGCGCCACAAAUAAUUUGGCAUACGGCAAGGGAGGGGCGCUUUUCUGCAGAAUAAUGUCCGACCAUGGAUCAGCGAGAGAACAAGGAUCAGGAUAAUGGUUAUAUUGAGUUUUGUGGGUGGUUCUUUUUUAAGCUCGUUAUAGGGGGACUACUUGUGGCGUAUUUGCUUGACUCCCUCGCCCACGCAAAAUAUGUACCCGAAUUUGAUGUAUACGAUUUUCCGUCCGGGUUUCCUGUGGUGACUGACCCCAUAGUACUCGUUAUUUGUAUAAUCAUCCUCUCAGUUGUCACCUUUUUAGUCGUAUUUUGUUUCGUCUGCUGUCCAAUGCGGCGGGCUUGUGCGUCGACAAAAGUCUGUAAAUGCUUUCAUAUUACUCGUUGUCGUUGCCAAGAAUGUUGGAGCUCUAAAUGGUGCAAUUUGGACCUGUGUUGUCGAAACUUUAUGCUUCAUCACUGCAGCUGUUGCUGUACCAACGAGAAAUCCAUGUUCGCUGAUCGCAGACCACGACCGGACUCAGCAGGUGGGGCAACGUAA